This is a messenger RNA of Lates calcarifer (barramundi perch), 10508 nucleotides long. It is a transcript of the gene akap13b, whose product is annotated as A-kinase anchoring protein 13. Lineage: Eukaryota; Metazoa; Chordata; Actinopteri; Centropomidae. Gene Ontology annotation, biological process: positive regulation of canonical NF-kappaB signal transduction; adrenergic receptor signaling pathway; regulation of Rho protein signal transduction. Bases 1 to 6069 code for a protein of 2022 amino acids. Gene Ontology annotation, cellular component: actin cytoskeleton; membrane. The transcript has 38 exons. The record is from RefSeq and is a predicted model, not a curated record. Gene Ontology annotation, molecular function: MAP kinase scaffold activity; guanyl-nucleotide exchange factor activity.
AUGGCUUUGUCAGAAAAUGAGCUUCUGACAGUUGCUGGUGAAGCUCUAGCAUCUGUGGACCAGACAGGUUUGGUGGAAUCUACGUGUCCAAAGGAAGUUCCUGUCAGACAUUCAGCUCCCAUGGAACUCACAGAGGACUCGUUUCUUGUGGUAUUUCCUGAAGAGGAUACACAACAUGCACAAUCUGUGGACUCAAACAAACCAGUACAACCAUUUCUGGAAUUUGUGCAUCCGACAGAAGCUGUGGGUCUGCCAUAUGAGGGUACAGCGGAUAUUUUGCCACUUCAGAUACAGGAAGGGAGCAUUGAGACAACUACGAAGGAACAUGUAGAGCAUUGUUUGGCUUCUAAGAUGCUGGGAGAUCAACAGCACAAGGAGGAAAAGAGACAUGAGCUCUGGGUGGGUGAAGAGGGUGAGGAGAUAAGUUGGGAGAGGAGGAGUGAAGAAAAGGAUGUUGGGAUGGUGCAUGGCAAGGAGUCGCCUUUGAUAGCUAAAGGGGAGAAAGUGCAGGACGAGGACUUUCCUUCCUUAGACAAAGAAAAAGAGCAGAGCUUUGGUGAAGACCUGGUUGUCACAGCAGUAGCAGUUGUAACUGUAGCAAUAGCAUCAGCCAUGGCAAGCAUAGAGCUGAGCCAGCGGCCAGCAGGCAGUCAGUCAGAGAGUCAGCAGUCUGCUAGCAAAAAUCUGCCAUUAGCACAAUGUGCUAAUGUUCCCACUGACACAUUAGAGGCUGAAAACAAGCCCAUACAACAUCCACACACUGAGCCUACUGAUCCGUUCUCCUCUGAACAGAUGAUGGAGAAUGUUCAAAUGUCAGAGGAGUCCUGUUUUGUAGAGUUAGAGUGUGAAACUGAGACAGAAAAGGUGCUAGCAGCACAGCUAGGUCCCAGAAAUCAGGAUAACCUCCACCUGUCAGCAUUUGCAGACACUCCCAGUCUACCUCAACUCCACAAAGAGGAAAUUCAAACAGCAAACACACAAAACAAAUUCUUAACAUGUCCACUGCCUAAAGAAGGCAGCCUACUGCAAGUUUAUAUGACACCUUUGCCAGAGGCAAAUGAAACCACUACUGAUGAGGUAGACAGCCAAAGUGACAUGCAGACAGAAAGCCAACUGUCCUGUCCUGUUAGGGACACAGGACAAGAUCUAGAGACUCCUGAUAUGUUGUGCUAUGAUUCAGAGUCUGAGAACACUCCCCUAGACGUCUGUCAGAAAGAGAUUUCUGGACAGUUGUUAGGUUCACAGUUUCAAAACAAAGAGAUGCAGGAUAGAGAUGGAAGCCUCUGUGUAGAAUCUCCAACUGCAGAGGGCACAGGAAAAGGGCAAGCACAUGAGCAGGGCAGUCCAGAAAAGUCAGACAGUAAGAAAGAGGAAAGUGAGAGCAGCCAUGAAGGUGUCACAAAUGUGUUAGGCUCAGACUGUCAAACUGAAGGGCAUCCACAGCUGCUUAAAACACCAUGUGAAGGGGAGAGUCUCACUUCAACACUUCCUUUUACCCCCUGUGACUCAACUCCUGUGGCUGAUCCUAGUCCAGAUGCACUGACUGCCCCCGUAAAUGCGGGAACAGGCGAAAUCCGGUCCUCCCAGUCACUUCCGGGCAUGGAGCUUGUUGCUGCCAUGCUCCACAGCAAAGAUGAGUCUGAGUCUGAGUCUGUGGCUGUGGCUGUGGCUGUGGCUGAUGAAGAUUGUGCGUCUGACAAAGGCUCAGGCUCUGUGGAUGGAUGGAAGCAGAGAGAAAGGGCUAACAUGGAAAGAGAGGAGGAGGCGAGGAAAAAGGUGGUCACAGUGGAGGACACAUCCCACACAGAAACAGAACUGUUCCCAGCAGCACAAGAAGAGUCUGAACAGACCAGGAGAGACCCAGACCACACACACACUCUGCAGAUCCAGAGAGAGAGGGAUGUUUUCUACCCCAUCCAGCACUGCCCUCAGUCCAGCACAGUAACUUCAUGUGCAGAUGUGCAUCCAGAUAAAGAGGAGUGUGUUUCUGUGUGUGUGUUGCGCAGAGACAGUGACAGUCUGAAUGUCAGUGCUGAGCUGGAUGACAGUGUCUUUAAAAAGCCUGAUCCUCCCCCCAGUGUUGGACACAGGGACAGAGGGGUUCGUGUUUCCCUCUUGUCCACAGAUGAAUCAUUGCUGCAGGGAGCCCACAGCCCCAGUGAGAGGGCUUGGUCAGUGGGCUCACCUGACGAUGCAGUCUCUCAGAGUUCCAGACUGUCCUGGAAGUCAGAAACCGAGGACAGAGGAGGAGGAGAGACAGAAGGAGGAGGAGAAGAAGAAGAAAAAAAAGACCAGCUUCUAGAAAACCCUGUCUCCUCUGCCAUCUUGCGAGCCUCCAUCCGAUCCUUGUCUCCAUUUCGUCGUCACAGCUGGGAGCCAGGCAGGAGCAACACAGCUGCAGAUAUUGACAUCACACACCGCAGCUCAUUGAAGAGCCUGACAGGAGAGGUGAAGAGAGCCAGGCCCCCCCUACACAGAAGAAGUAUGAGCUGGUGUCCAUCCAACCUGCAUCGUCCUGAUCAGGAGCAAAUAGACAACAGAAGUUACAGUCUGGAGGGUCUGGAGGUGCAGAGGGGAGGGGUCCAGACUCAGUGUCCCAGACUGAUUGAUCAGGAGGAGAGGACCGCAGGCAGGAGUCUACGCCUGGACAGCCAGGAGAGAGGCUCACUGGUCUCCCUCACUGAGGAAGAGCAGGAAGGAGAUGGUAGCAGCAUCGACAGCCAGACAUCACAUCAUGUACUGUCAAUGACAACAAGCUGUCCUGCCAUGUUCCAUCACCAAACCCUCACAAAAUCCAUGUCCAUGGUUACCAUCAGUCAACGCGAUAUAGAUGGGGUCAGCUCGUUCUCCGGUAACUCCGGCUCACUGGAGUACAGUAUUUCAGAGGAGGAGCCGGGCCCUCUGCGGAGCGACACCGAGGUGAAAGGAGGACCUAAAAUUAGCCGGACGUUCAGCUACCUCCGCAGUAAGAUGAGCAAGAAAGGCAAGGAGAAAGAGAAGGAUAAAAGAGGAGAGAAGGAACGAGAGAGAGAAAAGAAGAGUUCAAAUAGUCAUCUCUUCAUCCCAGUCAGCCCAUCUCCCUCCACAGCCUGUCAGCACUGCAACAAACCUCUGCACAAUAAGGACAAUUUCCUCUGCAACAACUGUGGAGUUCAUGUCCAUAAGAGCUGCAGGGAAAGCGUGUCUGUCUGUACAAAGAGCAAAACAAAGCAGCAGUCACUGAUGAUAGAAGCAACUCCUGGAUCAGCUCUUAACAUGAGGAGUAAAUCUACAUCUUCAGCAUCCUCUGUAUCAUCCACAUCCUCCUCAUCGUCACGGGAACGCUGGUCCACAGUGACCACCCCUGACGACCAGCUUCCCGUGUUGUUUCCAAGAAGACACCCCAGCAUCUUCAACACACACAGUAACCUGGCCAAAAGCAUCUCUACCAGCAACAUAGCAGGGUUAGAUGACGUUCCACUGAAAGGCCUGAAGUUUCUGUCUCAGUCCACCGACUCUCUCCAUCAGGGGAGCAAAGUCAAUGCCUCGACUGAGUCACUCACUGAUGAAGGCACUGAGAUGAUGGACAGUCAGCUGAUGGGAGAGUUUGAGUGUGACAUUAAAGAUCUGGAGGCUGAUUCUUGGAGCAGCACAGUGGAUAAGAAGUUCUUGAAAACUCUGAAGAAAGAUGAAAUCAAGAGACAAGAUGUCAUCUAUGAGUUGUACCAGACAGAGUUCCACCAUGUGAGGACACUGAAAAUCAUGUCUGAAGUGUACUACAAAGGCUUGCAGAGGGAGGUUCAACUUGAGACCGACACCCUGGAUAAGAUUUUUCCUGUUUUAGACGACUUGUUGCACACACACACAGAGUUCCUCACCCAGCUCCUGGAGACAAAGAGAGCUUCAUCAGCUCAAGGACAAAACAACAACAGCUUCCUCAUCUGCUGCAUUGGGGAUGUUCUGGUCAACCAGUUUUCAGACUGCAGCGCUGAUCGUAUGAAGAAAGUUUAUGGGAAGUUCUGCAGUCGCCACAAUGAGGCCGUUAAUCUCUACAAAGAUCUGCAUGCCAAAGACAAACGCUUCCAGGCUUUCAUUAAGAGGACAAUGAGCAGCAGCAUUGUGCGGAGGCUCAGUAUUCCAGAGUGCAUUUUGUUGGUCACUCAGAGGAUCACCAAAUAUCCCGUUCUGAUCCAGAGGAUACUCCAGCACACCAAAGAGUCAGAUGAAGACCAUAGCAGCGUCUGUGAAUCUCUGCGCUGUGUGAAGGAGCUGAUUGCGGCAGUGGACAGUAAAGUCAACGAGCAGGAGAAGAAACGCAGACUAAGAGAAGUCCACAGUCGCACUGACAGUAAGUCCAUCAUGAGGAUGAAGAGUGGUCAGAUGUUCGCUAAAGAAGACCUGAUCAGAGGGAGGAAGCUGCUACAUGAUGGAGCGCUGCAGCUGAAAAAUGCUGCUGGACGACUCAAAGAUGUCCAUGCCAUGCUUCUGUCUGACGUGUUGGUCUUUCUUCAGGAAAAGGACCAGAAAUAUGUCUUUGCGUCUUUGGACCAGCGCUCUACAGUCAUCUCUUUACAGAACCUGAUUGUUAGAGAAGUGGCUAAUGAGGAGCGAGGUCUCUUUCUGAUCACAGCUGGUACAGAGAGACCAGAGAUGGUGGAGGUGUUGGCCAGCAGCAAGGAGGAGCGCAACACAUGGAGGGCCAUCAUACAGGAUGCUAUGCACUGCAUGGAGAAAGAUGAGGACGAGGGAGUUCCCAGUGAGACUGAAGAGGACAGGAGGCAGCAGGAGAACAGAGCAAAGGAGAUCCGAGAGCUCCUACGGAGGAAAGAUGAACAGAUCAUCUCUUUAUUGGAGGAAAAGGUCCACAUCUUCAGAGAGCUGAGCGACUGUAACCCUGCCCCCGAGGAUACAAACCCACCAGUCAGGGAGCGGAUGUUAUUCAGGGCCACACCUGAUGAUGUCACAAAGGGGGAGCCAAUCAUAAAGGAUGCCCUGAGGGAAGUGGAGAGCCUGCAUGCUUUAGUGAGCAGUGGUGUUGGUGGAGCAGGCUGCAGUGUUCCAGCUGGCCUGGCAGGGGGCAGUGUGGGACCAGUCUGUCUGCCCCGGAGAGCUGAGACAUUCGGAGGCUUCGACAGUCAUCAGAUGAACAGCAGCAAGAAUGGAGAGAAGGAAGAGGGGGAUGAAUCACUGGACCUCCGCAGGACUGAGUCAGACAGCGUGUUGAAGAAGGGAGCCACUGCCAGCCUGCAGAUGUUGCUGAAGAGGAACAAUGAGCAGGUCCAGCACAGUGUGACACAUCUUCACGACCUGCUGAUUUCACUGCAGGCUGUGGUGGUCCAGCAGGACUCAUUCGUCGAGGACCAGCGGCAGGCCCUGAACGACCGGCUCACAGCCAACUCCUCCAGACACUCAUCCUCUUCCUCACUCUCAUCCUCGUCCUCCUCCCGCCCCUCCUCCCUCAUUGAGCAGGAGAAACACAGGAGUUUGGAGAGACAGCGACAGGAGGCAGCCAGCCUGCAGAAACAGCAGGCUGCACACCAAGAAGAAAAGAGGAGGAGAGAGAAGGAAUGGGAGCUGAAGGAGAAAGGUCUGGCAGAGCGAGAGGAAAGGCUGAGGCAGGCGGAGGAAGAGACCAGGAGGAGGCAGCAGGAGCUGCUGGAAGAGAGAGAGAUGCUGCAGAGGAAGAAAGAGGAUUACCAGAGAGAGCUUGAGAGGCUGAGGGAAGCACAGAGGAGGCUGGAAAGAGACAAGGAGGCCCUGAGGAGAGACACUGAGAGACUGGAGGCCACGAGGAGAGAUGAGUUGGAGCAUCUUGAGAGGUACAACCGAACUCCCUCCACCACCUCUGAUGACUCUGUAAGGUUCCACAGCUCUGGGUCUCUGGAUCUGGAUUCAAAAGAAGCAGCAGAACAGCCAAAAGAGGUGGAGCUCUCAUCCUCAGCACCAACCAAAGAACCAUUCCUCCGCAUCGGAUCCAAGAGGAUGGGCAAAAACUUCAACCCUUUCUCCUCAUCCUCUAAGCCUCAGGGAGCAGAGAAGCCAGCAGGAGUCCCAGCUCCCCACCAGACUGCUGCAGCUGGCCAAACCUAAGGAGAAGAAAGACAAGAAGAAGAAGGGGAAAGGAGGGGAGCAGACGCAGACAGUUACAGUGAUGUCAGAUCCUCAAAACGAUGGCGACAUCUUCUUGUGCUGAGAAUCUGAAUGAGGCACAUGUGAACUUCUGACCUCCCUGAGGAACCACACUACUGGCCAGUGCAGAAAACACUGACAUCGUCCCAGUCUGACCCAGUCUGUCAGACAGACCGGACCAUGGCUGGACCAUCAUAGUAGGAGCCAGCCAGAUUCUCAGGAUGACAGACUCACUGACCUGCAUAUAUCCCAGGAAAACAAAUGAUGAUCUCCUCCCAGAGGCACCAGGUGAGGUCAUGGUGAGCGAGCAAAGAAUACUUGCCCCACUCACACACACCACUUUCCAUCAGCUGGAGAUGUGAUGGGAAGCCAAGGAGGAUCAAAGAAGAGCAGUGUGAUUUCCUCAUUACUGCAAACUUUUUUCCCAGCUGUCAGUCAGAGAUCAUGUGUUAGACCACGUCACAUGGUGCUUCAAGUCAAAUCUUCUCUAGCCUUUAACCUGUUGUAAACUUUAGCUUUAGCUAUUCAUGUUAAUGAAUCAGCAAGAAGUUGUUGAGGUGCUGGUGACUCCUUUCGCUUCCACAGCCACAGGCUGUUCAUCUGGAGGAACCGUUAAUCUAGUGAGUGUUUUGUGUCCCUUCAUCCACUUUAACUCUAGCUUUAUCAAUCAACCUGACAAACAAGACACAGGAUGGAGGAAAAAAGCCCCUGGGCCCAGUGGUUCUUACAGUUAGACACCCCCACUAUUUCUUUCUGUCCACACUGCCCUGAGGUCAGUGUGUGUGGUCAGUGUGUGCAACAAGGCCACAGAAACACAAUCAGUCAAUGACACAUCAUUCACCAGAGAGAGAUGGAUGAGUCCACAGAGACAGACUUGUCAUCAUGGUCCACUGAGUGCUCAGGACACCAGACAAGAGUGGGAAUGUUCACCUAAUACCUUAAUCGUGCCUUAAGUAUCUUAUAUAGUUCCUGUCUGGUGAAUGUAAUGACAGCGUGUGCUCAAAACAGAUGUUUUAAUACUGGCUAUAGUUAAGAUAAUCAUCUAGUCCAUAGAAACUUUGUGGUCAUCUCCUUCAAUCAUGAAAUGUACCAGUCAGUAUGUAAAACAAGAUAAAUCAUCAUUCAGUGUGACAAUCAUCACAGUGCAACUGUACUGCAGCACAACAGGAUCAGGAAGGCAAAGGUUUUAACAUGCACUUUAUAGACAUGAGAAAGUGAUGCUUUAUUUUAAAGCUCUGUCAUUUCCUGAGAAUUUAAUAAUAAUUUCUUUCUUCUCUUCAGUAAUUUGGUACUAAUUAUAGAGAAAAUAUGAAUGUCCUGAAAGAUAAGCUCUUUUUAAACCCAAGUGAAUAUUCAUUUAAUCCUGCAAACUUUAUUCUCAUUGAAGCAUCUGUAUGUAUAGAGCCCCUGUGUCCUGAAAGGUCAUAUUUUUUAUCUUGUGCUCAAAUAUGUAUUCAUCUGUCAGGACUUUGUGGGGUCUAUACAUAUGCUAUAUGUUUGCUUGUAGCUACGGUUGAACUAUUUUCAUGAUUUUUGCAUGUCUAUCAAAUUGAACACAGCAGCAACUGUUUUCCUAUAAUUAGUAUCAGAUGAUGUAGUUAUUUAGAGGAAAAGUCCCAGUAAAUGACUUGAAAUCACAGAAGUGUAAAAUAAAGCAUUGUGUUAGUAGGGCUUCGUCAGAAUUCAAUAUUACUGAAUAUAGACUUUUACUGGGUUUAUAUUGAGAUGAUAUGAUCGUAUCAUGUUGUUGUACAAAAUAUGUUUGUAUUUAUUUUUGUUUUAUGCAGCUGAGAGCCUUUCUCUUCACUGCUCUGUGCAUCAGUCUGACUGAGCUCAGCAGUUCUCGUCUCGGCCUUAGAAACAUCAGCUACAACAAUCAAAUUUCCAGGUCCAUUCUGGAGCUUUCAACCACACCAUACAGUUCUCAUCAGCAGAUUGAGUUUACUCAGUCACCGUGGAACUGUAGAUGUUUGGACGUGCUAUGAUCCCAAGCACCUAGUUUUACUGUAAUUUUACCUGCAGUUGCCUCAUUCAGAUAAAUGUUGAUGUUGGAAAAAAGUGUUUUUAUUAAUAUUGUGAUGAAUUCAUUCAUUAUAGACAGGAAGACAUUCAGUGACAGUUUGUAAUACUGUCAGUUGUCAGAUGGUGCCUGGUGCCUUAUCUCAGUGAAAGAGACAAGCAGAAUUUGCCCUUAUUCUCAUGAGUAUAUUUGAUUAUAGUACUUAAGUAAAACAUCCUCUUGUUCUCUGAUCCAUUUCCAGUUGUCCUGUUACUUUUCUGUUACUCAACACUUCCUCCAUCUCUUUCAUAUGAAAAUCCUUCAGCAGUCCAGUGAGCAAAAUCCUCCUCCCUUCUCCUGAGGGAUUUUUAUUUUUAAACAAAUUAGAAUCUAUCUAAGAGAAAAGAGUAUCACUGUUAAAAAGAUAACCACGGAGUACUGAAGAAAUACACAUUGUAUUGAAUUUACUAUGUUUGUCAGUAUAGCACAAUUACAGUUAUAGUUUUUUUUAUCCCAUGUCUCCCCUGGCUAUUAUUUCACACCCAGCUGUUUUUUAGAAGAUUUUACAGUAUGUACCACAGCCAGGUUUCAUCUAGAGUCAGACCUGUCGUGCUUUGGAAGGACAACUGAAGUGGAGACUGUACAGUAAUACCAAAUACCAAACCAAAUAUUGUGUGUUCUCUUGUCCUUGUCUCCUCUGCAGCCCUGCUGCUACUCAUAACACACCAACACACAGUGGGUGCCCCAAGGCUCAUAUUCCUCCCCUCUCAUCCAGCCACAGUAAUAAGUCAUAGCUUCAGAUUUGCACCACAUUGAUUUUCUCCUCCUGUUCCCUGCAGAGGAGUCAUUCAUCAGAAGCUGUAAUCCGAGGAAUAAUAUUUCAGCCCACUGUGUCAUUUCCCUCUUUUCUGCUGAGAGGAGCAGAUUUGUGCUGAAAGUCUAAGCACAGGAGCUCAUCUCUAAUUCGCUAAGGCGCCUUCUUCCCCUGCUCUCACUCUUGACUGUAGUCUGUGAUCACCAGGGAUGUUUAGUCCUCCUCAGUCCUCCAGGAUUCAGAAGCAAACACACAGAAGCUGCUUCCUCUGGACACUCACUCACAUUUAAGAACAUUCAUAGCCACUUUCUGCAACAGCAGUAGUUCAGUAUCGCACAGUCUUAACAGGACUGAAAUGAGAGACAUUAGUUAUUACCAUAUACCUUCACUGUGCCUUAAAGUCUGUUCUGUAAAUAAAACACCUGUGCUUUCUUUUGAAUUAAAGAAAAACAUCAGAAAGGGCAGAACUGAUGAUUGUUGAUGAUUGUUAAUUCAUGUAGUUCUUAUCCUUCAACGCAACACUAGCUGUCCUCAGCUCUUAAACUACAUAUAGCAGCAUCAGUCUCCGGUUCACAGGACACUGUCAUUAGGAGGCUAAAGGAACAUUUCUGUCAGAUAUUUGUUAAUGUUUAAAUUUCAGUGUCAUUAGCAAUUCAAUGUAAAAAUCACAUAAUAUGCAAAAAAAAAACCCUAACCGUGAUCUCAGUGGGGCUGAAAUAUAGAUUUUUAAUAGAUUUUCAAUCUAUGAGCAGUGGAUGAAGAACCCAAGAGAAAUGUGGGUUUUCAUGUCUGUCAGUGGGCUUCAGUUCAGUUCAGUUCAGUUACAUCUCUUCUUGUCUUAAGGCACUUUACAGAGUAAGGUGAAGACCUUACAUUACCAUACAGAGACACCUAACAGUUCCCAUCAUGAGCAAGCACUUGGAGGCAAUGGAGAGGAAAAAACAGCAGCUGUCUCUUGAACAGGCGGUCAUUGGGUUUCUGUGGGUUUCAGUGUGUCUUUGAAUCAGUGGAAAUGAGUCCAGUUAGAGACUUUAUAUGCAGGGUGGUUUCGCCAUAUUUUUUCCCUUUACAGUUAUGCAGUUUAGCGCACAGUCUGCAGCAUUUGGAUCCAUGAAACAAAAUAAGCUAAAUCACGGAAGCAAAUUAUCUGAAGAGGAAGUAAAACCUGAAAUCUUGACUUUUGCUCAGCAUGCUGGAAGGCCCAUCUCUUUUCUUCUCCCCUGUUGUUUCAUUCAGUGUGCACUAGAGUUUUAUUAAAACCAUUCAUAAGGAAUUUUACAAAGUCACAUUAGACCUUACAGUUUUGCACUGUAUGUCAGAGCUUUCUGAAAUGUAUUUGUACUAAAAACAGAAGGUACAAAGUUACAAAGUUUAUUUUUCUCAUUAUAUGUACAAAGAAAAAAAAGGGCAAAGCAACAAAUGUUGUAAAUAUGUUGUAUGUACAAAUUUGAACUUCCAAAGUAUUGAUGACUGUGGAUUUUAUUUAGUUGGAUGAUUGAUUUGUUUUUUUAAUAAAUAAUAAAGCUUUAUUUAUCUGUCCUCAACCUGUACAGUAAUUUUCUCUCCUCAAUAAAUAACUAAUAACUA